ACGUCUCGCGGGGUUGCUCGUGUUGUUUCCAGUGUCGGGUCUGGAUCAAUGUUGGAGUGUUGUUUAUAUUGGACAUAUAUAUAUAUCAUUUUUUUGUAAUUUAUAUUUUAUUUGUCUGUCGGUUGGAGUGGGUGUUCAACAUAUUUAAUUUUUACCCCAUGUAGGAUAGCAGUGUUGUGGGAUCAGCGAUGAACGCAACAUAUUUCCCAGGAAAGAUGGGAAUGCAUCUCUAACGGUGGAAAGAAACAUAAACCAAAUAAGCGUGAAGCUGCCUGCCAAAAACCCGUCUCCUUCCUGCUUCCUUAUAGUUCCAGGCUUUCCAGCUGGACAUUACUGGUGAAACAUGGGGUCAAUACUUAGUCGAAGAAUUGCUGGAGUUGAAGACAUCGAUAUUCAGGCCAACUCCGCUUACAGAUAUCCUCCCAAAUCCGGAAAUUAUUUCACCAGUCACUUUUUUAUGGGAGGCCAGAAAUUUGACACCCCUCAUCCAGAGGGAUAUCUGUUUGGAGAAAACAUGGAUUUGAAUUUUUUAGGCAACAGACCUGUCCAGUUUCCCUAUGUGACCCCUGCACCUCACGAGCCUGUCAAGACUCUGAGGAGUCUAGUAAACAUCAGGAAAGACUCUUUACGGCUUGUUAGGUACAAAGCUGAAACUGAAAGCACUGCAGAAGAAGCUGGAAAUGCAGGAGUUUUGUAUGGAGUGGAGUUUUACUUUGACACUGAUGCCAGGGUGGCCAUCACACUAUACUGCCAGGCUUUUGAGGAGUUUUCUAAUGGAGUUGCAGUCUAUACUCCAAAAACACCAGCCAUGGCAUCUGAGACAGUCUGCUAUAAGAGAGGGAUAAACCAGCAGUUUUCUCUGCCGUCUUUCAAGAUUGAUUUCACUAAAUGGAAACCAGAGGAGUUGAACUUUGACCUGGACAGAGGUGUUUUCCCUCUGGUGGUUCACGCAGUUGUGGAUGAUGGAGAUGAUGUCGUUGGACACGCUCAUGUGCUUUUAGCAGCAUUUGAAAGGCAUGUCGAUGGCAGUUUUUCAGUGAAACCUUUGAAGCAGAAGCAAAUCGUUGAUCGCGUCAGCUACCUACUCCAAGAGAUUUAUGGCAUCGAGAAUAAGAACAACCAAGAGACAAAGUCUGUAGAGGAUGAGAACAGUGACAACAGCAGUGAGUGUGUGGUGUGCCUGUCAGACCUGCGCGACACACUCAUUCUCCCCUGCAGGCACCUUUGUCUCUGCAAUGCGUGUGCUGACACACUACGUUACCAAGCCAACAACUGCCCUAUCUGCCGACUGCCCUUUAGAGCAUUGCUACAAAUCCGUGCGGUGAGGAAGAAAGCUGCUGGAGUGCUCUCAUCUGUCCCUUUCAGUCCGGUGCUGUCUCAGAGCUCAGACAACACAGAGAAUUCGAACUCUGAAAACAUCCCUCCCGGCUACGAGCCCGUGUCCCUGCUGGAGGCCCUGAACGGCGUGCAGCCUGUGUCUCCUGCUCUGCCCUCAGCCCCUCUGUAUGAAGAGGUCCAGUACUCAGGAGAAAUAGGUGACCCACUGACCCUGAACAUGAAGCAGCAGAGCACUGUGGAGCUCAGUGCAGAUCCACUAGCUCUGAAAUCCAAACUCAGCAAGUCACCAGAUGGGUCUACACGCUCCCCCACAUCUCCAAUCCAGGAGGAGGAGGAUGAGGAGCAUCUGUCUGAUCUGUCUGAUGCUCAGCCUCGACCUGUGCGGCCCUACAGUCCAGCUCCUACUGAGGCGACAGUAGAUGGGGUAGAAUCGGAUCCAGGAUCCCCUAACACAGGUUCAGAGGGCAGGUCUGUUGAGGUGUCUGUAAGUGAGAUCCUGCAGGACUGCCACAGUGUGCGUAGCAGCCUGAGCCGCACCGAGAGUGAUCCCUCGGCAGACCUGGCACUGCCUGCAUCUGAGUCCUGGUCUACUGCUGUUGAGGAAUGUUCGUAAUGGGUCAUCAGGGUCUACUGAGAGUCUGAAGAGUCAGAGCACCAGCAGCUCCAUCCAACCUUUGCUCUGCCUCCCCAGCAGCCUGUGCAUCGAGGACGAGCUCCUCAGCCCCUAGCAGCACUACACUCCUGUGUGCCUCUGCAUUAGCCUUUCUGCUUCAGUCAAGAGUCUCCUUCUAAGAAUAGCACAAUCACUAAUGUCUCUUAAAGCUAUUAAGAAACACCAUUGCUCAUUUGAAAGGCUCAGACUAAUGUCCCUCUGCUAUGAACUACAGAUCACCUAACUGACAUUAUUAUUUUCAGUUGAAUCUUGUGUGUUUUAGUGUCUUCCAAACAAUCAUGAAUGCAGAGAUACUUGACUCAUAGUCCCUAAGGGGGCUGGCAAAUAUCACUGGUGUUCCCCAACUAAUGAACAAAUAUCUCACUGCUCUGAUCUUUAAUUGUUCUGAUGAUUUUUAUUUCUAGGACAUUUUUUAUGGUAAUAGUGCAAUCAUAUAUGGUCUAAUCAAUUUCAUGUAGAUCCAUUUAUUUCAUUUUUUUUGUGUGUAUUGCUAAGUGAGUGUUAAGUCAGGUCUCUGACUGCAAAAUAACCAUCAAAAUAGUCUAUAUCUGUUAGUCUUCGGUCAAAGUGUUCAAAUUUGGAAACGGUAAAGCACAUCAUUGAGCUUUAUUCAUUGACUUAACAUUAAUGGUCUUUUUAUUUCCAUAAAGGUUCAGAAUAUAUAUUAAGCCUAGACUAAAUUGUUUUGAUCUUGGGCUAAAUUUAAUCUCUGACUGAAAGCCAGUGUAAUUUGUCAGAACCAUGGCUUUAUGGUGAUUCACCGCUUUUACACCCUGUAGAAUGAAUAUUGUAUAUUUGUAUGUAGUUAAAUCAUUUUAUCAUAAAGUGCUGUACACGAA
Molecule: messenger RNA, 2850 nt
Organism: Hemibagrus wyckioides
Lineage: Eukaryota; Metazoa; Chordata; Actinopteri; Siluriformes; Bagridae
Gene: mgrn1a
Product: mahogunin, ring finger 1a
Exons: 17
Coding region: 344-1951 (535 amino acids)
Biological process (GO): endosome to lysosome transport; protein ubiquitination; negative regulation of G protein-coupled receptor signaling pathway
Cellular component (GO): nucleus; early endosome; cytoplasm
Molecular function (GO): ubiquitin protein ligase activity
Source: RefSeq, a predicted model, not a curated record